Molecule: messenger RNA, 1539 nt
Organism: Emys orbicularis (European pond turtle)
Lineage: Eukaryota; Metazoa; Chordata; Testudines; Emydidae
Gene: ZC2HC1C
Product: zinc finger C2HC-type containing 1C
Exons: 2
Coding region: 1-1539 (512 amino acids)
Source: RefSeq, a predicted model, not a curated record
AUGGCUCAGCUGCAACUGGCUGUGUGUCCACCUGUGGAUUCUAUGGUGGCAGCUCCCAGUCUUCCAUUAACAGGGCAGAAGAGAUACCAUCCCAAGGCCCUUGGGCACCAGUCCCGGCUAGAACACUUGAAGAACAACUUCCAGCAGCAGCUCUUGUGUGACAAGGAGGAGAAACUGAAGGAUCUUUGCAUCUGCAAAAGCCGGAGUUAUUCCUGCUCGCUCUCUUCUGGGAGCAGCCAGCAGGACUCUGGACAGGGAGGCUUCUACUCUGCUGGACCCCAUAGCAGGUAUCUCACCAGCCAGACCAGUACUUUGCCCUCCAAGUGGGCAGCCAGGCGGAGAGAAGGGGUGGACCGGUCCUACCCUCUGAAACCAGUCUUUCACCGCAAAGCUGAGAGCGUUCCAGUGGUCAGCACAAGUCAGCUCAGGAGCUCGCCACCCAUGGCUGAAUCUCCCAGCAAUAGCUCUAGCUCAAAGAAGAGAGGGAAGUUGCCAGCAGCCAGGGCCCAGCCAGCUGUAUUGCCAUCUUCUUUGGCAGCAGAGCAACAUAAGCAGUCAGCCACCCAUCCAAGCAGGGCAGAGUUGGGUUACAUCCAAAGGCUGGAGGCAGCGGGGCAGAGCCUGGAGGAGGAGAUCCGGAGGAAAGAGGCCCUCCUCAGAGAGAAGCUGAGGAGAACAGAGGAGGAACUCAGGAGGAUCCAGAGAGAGAAGCAGCAGGUGGAGGUGGAAGAGAGAAAGGAGAGAGAGGGUCUGAGGAUGCAAGAGAAGAAAGCAGCAGGGCUUUCUGGGGGGAACAUUUUCAGGGCUACAUCCAGGCCCAGUGAGGGGGACUGUGGUUGGGAGCAGUCUCCAGAGGGUGCCAUGCCCAUGCCAAACAAUACCCACCUUCCCCAUGUGCAGGGCAUAGAGAGACUCAAGAAGGGGCGGCUGGUGGCCAGCAACAGCAAAAUUCAAGAGCACAUGGCUUUGGAGAGCAUGGCUUCCUGUUCAAAGUUGGUCAUGAAACACAGCCAGGGUCCACCUGCAGCAGCCCCCUCAAAGCAAGACCCUGCAGCAGAACUGUUGCAUUCACAGGAUCCCAUUGGCAGGGAGCAAGGGGAGCUAGGAGAGUGUGGCUUCUGUGGGCGUAGGUUUCUCCAUCUCCGGCUGGAGAAGCACAUGAAUGUUUGCAGCAAGAGCCAAGGCUCCAAGAGGAAAGUAUUUGACUCAAGCAUGGCGAGAGCCAGGGGAACCGAGCUGGAGCAAUAUCAGCACUGGAAGGGCAAAAACCCCACCCAGAAUGAGCCACCCAAGAACAACUGGAGACAAAAGCAUGAGUCUUUCAUCCGGACCCUGCGCCAGGCCCGUGAGAUGCAGCAUGUGAUCUCCAAAGGGGGGAAGCUCUCAGACCUGCCCCCACUGCCCCCUGUAGAGAACCCAGACUAUAUCUCCUGCCCCCACUGCAACCGCCGCUUUGCACCCAAGGUGGCAGAGAGACAUAUUCCCAAGUGCAAGACCAUCAAGAACCGACCCCCCCCACCACCACAAAGGAGACGUUAA